Xiphias gladius (swordfish) is the source of this 1295-nucleotide messenger RNA. Its product is annotated as cystatin-F. Gene Ontology annotation, molecular function: cysteine-type endopeptidase inhibitor activity. Gene Ontology annotation, cellular component: endoplasmic reticulum; Golgi apparatus; lysosome. Gene Ontology annotation, biological process: immune response; negative regulation of microglial cell activation; positive regulation of myelination. Lineage: Eukaryota; Metazoa; Chordata; Actinopteri; Istiophoriformes; Xiphiidae. The record is from RefSeq and is a predicted model, not a curated record. Bases 496 to 924 code for a protein of 142 amino acids. The transcript has 5 exons.
GCGGCAGCUGUUGCAGCGGCAGAGCUGAGAUGGGUGUGGAGGCGCCGGCGGGUAAUCAACCCUGAUGCAUUGUGGUUUUUGACGUGGAGGAGCGAUUCAGAGAUGCAUGAAUAUGUUGAAACGAGGAGGUGGAGCCUCCAUUAACUGAUCACUGAUCAGCUGUGACAGAGCUGACUGCAGAGCAGGAGGUGAGACCAGACCUAGAGUCCUCAACAGUUCGACGGUUUGAACCUGGAGCCUGCAGCGGAAACCCGGCUGCCGCACGGUGAACAGGACUCAGGAGGAUUUCAGUCCCCGCACAGGUACGGGCAGUUAUGCCACUGACAGGAAGUGACAUCACGCAUUUCCCACGUCUGAAGAAGUGAAGCGAUUGUUCCUGCAGCUGAGUGUAGUUUGCAAAAGUGUUCUUUAAGAACAGAGCUGAUCUGUGGUCAGAGUGUGGCCGCCUCACAGGAAACACAGGCACGUCCUCACAGAGACAAACAAGCAGAGUGAAUGAUGGGACCGAAGACGCCGCUGCUGGUCUCUUUGCUCGUCGCCCUGGGGGUGAGCUCGGCAGCCGGCGGCCACUAUGGCUACUCCAUGCCCGGCUCUCCGUUCAACAUCAGCAGGACCGACCGCGGCCUCCAGCAGGUCGUCCUCGCCGCCACCCGCUCCUUCAACGACCGAUCGAACGAUGCCUUCCUUUUCAAACCCUCCGCCAUCCGCAGGGCGCAGCGACAGAUUGUUAAAGGGAUUCGAUACAUCGUAGAUUUGGACAUUUCCAGAACCGUCUGCCGUAAACGAGACCACAUCGACAACCUGUCCCAGUGUGACUUUCAGCCUAAAGGUCGUCUGCACCAGACAUUUCAGUGCCACUUUGAGGUUUGGGUGAUUCCCUGGGACAAUGAGACCAAGAUCCUGGUCUUCCUAUGUCAACCCUGAGACCACCAGCUGCCUCAGAACCUCCAUCCUCCAGAUUUCUCUAAAGCCUCUCUUCCUGAUGGAGUUUAACGGUGCUGGUGACGGUCACACCCACCUGUUCGCCUGUUCGCUUGUUCGCCUGUUUGCUUGUUCGCUUGUUAACCUGUUUGCUUGUUCGCCUGUUCGCUUGUUAACCUGUUCGCUUGUUCGCCUGUUCGCUUGUUCGCCUGUCGGCCUGUUUACCUGUUUGCUUGUUCGCCUGUUCGCUUGUUCGCCUGUUAACCUGUCGGUUAUUCGCCUCUUUGCUUGUUCGCCUUUUCGCCUGUUAACCUGUUUGCUUGUUCGCCUGUCCACAUGUUCGCCUGUUAACAUGUUCGCCUGUUUACCUGUUC